Messenger RNA from Eptesicus fuscus (big brown bat), 1957 nucleotides. It is a transcript of the gene RGS7BP, whose product is annotated as regulator of G protein signaling 7 binding protein. NCBI's taxonomy places the organism in Eukaryota, Metazoa, Chordata, Mammalia, Chiroptera, Vespertilionidae. The coding region runs from base 412 to 1185 and encodes 257 amino acids. The record is from RefSeq and is a predicted model, not a curated record. Gene Ontology annotation, cellular component: neuron projection; postsynapse; nucleus. Gene Ontology annotation, biological process: G protein-coupled receptor signaling pathway. The transcript is spliced from 6 exons.
CACCUUGCAGCACAAGCUUUGAAAAGCUGCUCCCGCAUCUGAAUGGAAACUCAGCACCGCCCGGAGGCGCGCUCCUUCUCGCCCAGCCUUGCAAUCUAUGCCGAGGGGAAGGUGGUGCGAGCCUGCGCCAGCGCCCAGCUCCCGGGACGGGGCCGGCGAUGCUGCUGAGCAGAACUUGACCGAGCCUCUUCCUCGCUGCUAGUGGAAGCGAUGCUGCAGGGCACCGCCGGCGCUCCCCCGGCUCUCCUUCAAGCUGAAGGUUACCCUCCCGCGCAGCCAGCCCCAGCCCUGUGAGUGCCCCGCGCUUCGGUCCCCGCUCCGGCUGCUCGGCUGCUCGGCGCAGGGCAACGACUGGGCCGCCCGCGCCGGGGCGCACUGCACCAGAGGCUUCGGCUUGGUGGAUGUGUAUGCAUGAGUUCUGCACCGAAUGGGCGCAAAAAGCGCCCCAGCCGGUCCACCCGCUCCUCGAUCUUUCAGAUCAGCAAGCCCCAGCUGCAGAGCGGGGAGUGGGAACGCAGGGGCAGCGGCUCCGAGAGCGCCAGCAAAACCCACCGAACCCUGGACGACUGCAAGAUGCUUGUCCAAGAGUUCAACACGCAAGUGGCCCUGUACCGAGAGCUGGUCAUUUCCAUUGGGGACGUCUCGGUCAGCUGCCCCUCACUCCGGGCGGAAAUGCACAAGACAAGAACCAAAGGCUGUGAAAUGGCCCGUCAGGCGCACCAAAAACUUGCUGCCAUCUCAGGCCCGGAAGGUGGCGAGAUCCAUCCAGAAAUCUGUCGGCUUUAUAUCCAGCUGCAGUGCUGCUUAGAAAUGUACACAACAGAGAUGCUAAAAUCUGUAUGUCUGCUGGGGUCUCUUCAGUUUCAUCGAAAAGGAAAGGAGCCUGGCGGGGGAACCAAGAGUUUGGAUUGCAGAAUUGAAGAGAGCACUGAACCACCUGCUCUAGAGGACUCCGCUUCACCCGCCGUAGAUACGCAGCAGCAUUCCUGGCAGGUUUCCACAGACAUUGAGAACACUGAAAGAGACAUGCGAGAAAUGAAAAACCUUUUAAGCAAACUCAGGGAAACUAUGCCUUUACCAUUGAAAAAUCAAGAUGACAGCAGUCUUCUAAAUCUAACUUCCUACCCUCUGGUUAGAAGACGGAAGAGAAGGUUCUUUGGGCUAUGUUGUCUCGUCUCAAGCUAGACAAUUCCUCCUGGAAACCCACCCCAGGGGAGACCUGAAAAAAAAACCACAGACGCCGAGGACCUCCAGACAGCUGAACCACAGUUAUUGGUUUCCGACUAUGUUUUCUAUGCUUCCUUAUUACUUUUAUCCGCCACUCUCUACCCUCUUAAAUGAUUUUACAUUUGAAAGUAGCUGCUGUCAACGGGGAAAGAAAAAACACAGAUUCAAAAAGCAGGCUGUUUUUAAAAGGAUUUUUAAAGUCGACAUUGUGCAUGUCUGCUCCAAACCAUACCAUGACAGAUGCAAGAAUUAUGAUUUUUAAAUUAUUUAAAGGUCUUUUAAAAUGGAUUAUACAGAGAAAAAUCAUUUCAUGUAUACUAGUAAACCUAUAACUUUUGCUGAUCUCAUGUUAACAAUUUAUCUUAUGUGGAAGAAGUCUUUAAACAUAGAAAUCCAUUUAAAACUGCAAAACUGUGUUAAAAUCCAAUCUAUCAAUAUCAUUAGAAACAAUAUAAGCAAACACACCACCUCACCUACUGCUUUCUCUGCUUUCAUUUACAUUUGGUCUUCCAUUCCAUCAGAAUCUAAGAGCUUCAACAGAAAAAUAUCUUAAUUUAUAAUGCAGCAAAGACCAUCUAUGAAAAGUGUUUAAAUUUUGUAAAUACACAAUAAUCCUAAUACCUUCGUACAGUGCAUAUGGGCAACUAAUUUCCUUUCAAUCCAAUGGUGUCUUUUUCAGCUUCUUGGAGAAUGAAGUAAUCCAGUUAGGAAAUGGUGUAGUAACAUAUAC